Diaporthe amygdali is the source of this 471-nucleotide messenger RNA. Its product is annotated as cytidine and deoxycytidylate deaminase zinc-binding region. Gene Ontology annotation, molecular function: diaminohydroxyphosphoribosylaminopyrimidine deaminase activity. Bases 1 to 471 code for a protein of 156 amino acids. The record is from RefSeq and is a predicted model, not a curated record. The transcript is spliced from 5 exons. Gene Ontology annotation, cellular component: cytoplasm; nucleus. NCBI's taxonomy places the organism in Eukaryota, Fungi, Ascomycota, Sordariomycetes, Diaporthales, Diaporthaceae.
AUGGACGACUCUCAAGGCCUUGCCAUAGCAUUCGAGGAAGCCAAGCAGUCCUACUCCGAGGGGGGAAUUCCAAUCGGCGCCGCACUGGUUUCAAAAGAUGGCAAGCUUCUAGGCCGCGGCCACAAUAUGAGAGUUCAACUGGGCUCAGCGAUUCACCAUGGCGAGACGUCAGCCCUCUACAACUCAGGACGCCUGCCCGCGCGGGCCUACCAGGGGAGCACGAUGUACACCACCCUCUCGCCCUGCGAUAUGUGCACGGGCGCCUGCCUGCUCUACGGCAUCGCGCGCGUCGUCAUAGGCGAGAACGCCAACUUCAUCGGCGGCGAGGCCUACCUGCGCUCGCGCGGGGUCGAAGUCGUAGUCGUAAGCGACGCAGGCUGCAAGGAGCUAAUGGACAAGUUCAUCGCUGAGAAGCCUGACCUGUGGAAUGAGGAUAUCGGUGUGGAGGAAAGGGUGUAUUCCAAGGAGUGA